CUCCACAUAUUCACCCAACUACCAUGCAGUGAAGAGGGAGUCAGAACCAGCACUGGGGGACCCUGCUGGCUUGGAGAAUGAAAGGCAGAUUUACAAGAGUGUGCUGGAAGGUGGAGAUAUCCCGUUCCAGGGGCUGAGUGGUCUCAAGCGACCUUCUAGCUCUGCUUCCACAAAAGUGGAUCGUAAAGGUGGGAAUGCUCAUAUGACUGCACCCUCUUCAGUUAAUAGCCGAACCUUUAACGCUAGUCAUGCUGGUAUGUUAGGUCACGCAUGUAAACAUAAGAAGCCCUUAUCAGCUGCAAAAGCCUGCAUUACUGAAAUUCUCCCUUCUAAAUUCAAACCCAAACUAGCAGCUCCAGCUGCUCUUGUGCAGGACAAGAAGGGUAUCUUGCUGUCUCAUGAGAAAGCUCAAAGCUGCGAAAACCUUCGUAGCUCCAUUGCUUUGUUUGAUAAUAAAAAAGCUUUCAUGGUAGACAUAGGGGAAAACAUAGAAAACAUAUUGAUGAAGUCGAAGCAGGAGUAUGCCAUCAAAUCCAGCAGUACCAUGAGCCUUCAGGAGUAUAGCACCAACUCUAGGAAAGGCUACCUGUUUCCUGCCUCCAGGAAGAAUGGGAUGGAGUUUACAAUGCUGUACAAAGACAUGCACCAGAUCAACCGGUCCAGGAUCCAUUUGGGCACAGUCUCCUCCUGCAGCGUGAGGGAUAUUGCAUCUCACUUUGAGAAUGAAGCAAAGGACAGGAUGGAGCACAGCCUUAGUCGAGAGGAUUCAGAGCAGAUCCCCAAACACACAGUUUCCUCCCGUAUCAGUGCCUUUGAGCAGCUGAUCCAGAGAUCCCGAUCAAUGCCCUCGCUUGACUUUUCCACUGGACAAAACAAAUUCACCACUUCUCUCCAGUCUAAAACUUGUCUGAGUUCUGCCUACUCUGCAGAGUUUCUUCUGGAUUUGCCAAAAGCACACCAAGAAGAGAAGGAUGCUGCCAGCUUGGCAGAUAAAUCUUCCCACUCCUGCAGCAACAUGGAGGACACGGCUUCAGAUGUCAGUGACGCCAUCCCUAUGGACACACUUUCAGCUUGCACGGAUGAGAUAGAUCUCCUCUCAAAUGCAUCCAAUGACAGUGGCAGCAGCAGCAGCAACCUCAAUGGGCCUCAGAAGCAUAAAAUCAACAGAUGCAAAGGCACAUGCCCAGCUUCCUACACCAGAUUCACUACCAUCCGAAGGCAUGAGCAGCAGCAGGCCUCCAGGAACCCUGAUUCCAAAGGGGAUGUGUAUGGGGACAGACACAUGCUCCCCAGAAACGUCUACCUAAUGAGCCCACUCCCCUUCCGAUUGAAAAAGCCCUUCCAAAACAAAUCCUGCAGGACUCCACUCCCAGACUGCCCAGGAAGCCCAGCAGUGCCCAGCCCUGAGAACCCAGAUGGCCCCAUACAGCUGCAGGGGAGUGUAGGAGACAAGAGUCACCACUCCCAGCACCAACUGUGCUCCAGAAGCAGGCCUCUAGCCCCCAGGCGCCUGUCUUCCUUUGACAUUGUGGAGAGGCUUAGCUACUUCCCCACCAUGGGAUCUAUCCGAGAUAGCUUCAUGGGCCGGGCUGACACUCCUGACUCCUUAAGCAAUGGGAACCCUGUUCCAUAUGCCCUCUGUCACAGCCUGGACACAAACAACAACCCGCAAAGUGAACUUGGGACGUACCUAGGAGAUUCAGAAUCACCAAGGCAUUUUGCACCAGUUGAUUACAUGGAAACUCCAGAAGAAAUUAUCCGCAGACGGCAUGAUGAUAAAGAGAAACUUUUAGAGGACCAGAGACGGCUUAAACGUGAGCAAGAAGAAGCUGAUAUUGCAGCUAGAAGGCACACAGGGGUUAUUCCAACGCACCAUCAGUUUAUCACUAAUGAGCGAUUUGGGGACCUCCUAAAUGUAGACGAUACAGCAAAGAGGAAAUCUGGGUCAGAGAUGAGACCUGCUAGAGCCAAGUUUGACUUUAAAGCACAGACGCUAAAGGAACUUCCUCUGCAAAAAGGAGAUAUUGUUUACAUUUACAAGCAGAUUGACCAGAACUGGUAUGAAGGUGAACACCAUGGCAGAGUUGGCAUCUUCCCACGAUCAUACAUAGAGCUUCUCCCACCAGCUGAGAAAGCUCAGCCCAAAAAGCCAUCACCAUUGCAAGUAUUGGAGUAUGGAGAUGCUAUUGCUAAGUUCAACUUCAAUGGCGAUACCCAAGUGGAAAUGUCCUUCAGAAAGGGUGAAAGGAUCACGUUGAUUCGACGGGUGGAUGAGAAUUGGUAUGAAGGAAAAAUCUCUGGCACCAAUCGCCAAGGCAUUUUCCCUGUCACUUACGUGGAGGUGCUCAAACGACCAGUGGUCAAGAAUGCCAUUGACUAUCCUGACCCACCAAUGUCCCUCUCCCCUAACCGCAGCAUGACAGCUUCACCACAGUCUCCCAGCUCUGAGCUGCUCCAUGCACCAACUCCUCCACCUUUGCCUUUCGCGCGCCGUGCCUUAUCUCCAGAGGUACAGGCAGUCACAUCUGAGUGGAUUGCUCUGACCGUGGGAGUGUCUCCUAGCACCACUCCUGCCAUAACUCCUCCAUUGCCUUCUCCGCCUGAAGUGUCCCUCUCUCACACUGACUAUCUCUCGCCUUCUGCUGCAGUCAGCCCUUCCCCCACGGUCAGCCUCCACCAUUGUCAUUUCUCUGGCUCCUCGACUCCCAGGUCCAUUAAAUCCCCGUUGCCCUCUUACUCAUCCAGACCUCAGUCCUCCGCUCGCAGUUUCUAUCAGGCUACUCCGCAAAGCGAAGAAAAGUUUGUUCGCUCCCCUUCUCCCAGUGUGAGCUACUCUAACUCCCCUCGCUGGGCAGUGGAGAGCCCCGAAAGCGUCCUCGCAGAGCAGCAUUACACCACUGGCAGCCAAGCCUGCCUCCAAAAGACUAGAGAGGGCAGCGGCAACCCUGAGCAGGGUGCUCAUGCUGCUUCCAAGAUUUCUGUGGAGCGCUGCCUGAAACCAUCCCAACUAGACAUGCGUGUGAGCCCAGAAAAGAGACCUGUGGGUUCCUCUGAGGACAACCAGUUGUGUCAGGAACUAAUGGCUAUUGUGCAGGGAGGUAAAACAGAGAAGAGAGGCAUGAGGAAAGGUGAUCUGGGAAAGUUUCAAAGCGGGGAAAAGAAGACUGCAGACUCAAAAGCAUUCUCUUCAUCUGCUCCUCUUUCUUCCUCUGCCCUCUCUUCCUCUACUGUCACAACACAGCCACCUCCCAGACUUACACGCAGAGUCAGUAAGCCACAGCCUUCCCAUCAUUCAUUGAGAGCUGGACCAGAUCUCACAGAGUCUGAAAAGAGCUAUGUGGAAGCUGUUUGCAAUGAGAUCAUAAACAUUGCAGAAAAGUCUGUUCAUUACUGCAGUACUAUUUCUCAGCCUCUUGACUCUCGCCACAAGGUGACCUCUAAUGACCAUAAACCAUCUCUCAUCAUUUCUCAGCAACCUCAAGCACAGCAGCAAGGAGCCAGCCCUGACAGAAGUCAAACACCACGAGACGUAGUUAGCUACCAAGCCCUCUACAGCUACACUCCUCAGAAUGAUGAUGAGCUGGAACUGAGGGACGGCGACAUUGUCGAUGUCAUGGAGAAAUGUGACGAUGGCUGGUUUGUGGGUACAUCCAGGAGAACAAGGCAAUUUGGCACCUUCCCAGGCAACUACGUGAAGCUUCUGUACCUGUAA
This is a messenger RNA of Leptosomus discolor (cuckoo roller), 3712 nucleotides long. NCBI's taxonomy places the organism in Eukaryota, Metazoa, Chordata, Aves, Leptosomiformes, Leptosomidae. The record is from RefSeq and is a predicted model, not a curated record.